Molecule: messenger RNA, 2940 nt
Organism: Tetranychus urticae (two-spotted spider mite)
Lineage: Eukaryota; Metazoa; Arthropoda; Arachnida; Trombidiformes; Tetranychidae
Product: beta-mannosidase
Biological process (GO): glycoprotein catabolic process
Molecular function (GO): beta-mannosidase activity
Source: RefSeq, a predicted model, not a curated record
AGCUCGAACAAAAUCAUGAUUCUAAUCAUAAUACCAAGUUAUAUUGGUAGAUACAAGUUACAAAAAAGUUAAUCAUGAUCGGACUUAUUUGUUUGAUUAUUGUUAAUUCAAUUUUCCAAUGUUCGGGAAAAAUUAUUUCCUUGAAUUCUAGUGAUUGGAAUCUAAAAGAUGAUUCUGGACAAUAUGUAAUCGAUGGCGCUACUGUUCCUGGUGGAUUGUAUACAGAGCUUGUUGAUCAUGGAAUCAUUGGUGAUCCAAACUAUGGUUAUGAUGAUUACAACCAACGUGUUUGGUCCAAGAAAUUGUGGACAUGGACAAGAAAUUUCGAUGUCAGCAGUGAUGAUCUUAAAUCUUCCAAUGAAAUUUACCUCGUUGCUCAUGGUAUUGACACUGUUUCAAAGGUCUACAUCAAUGAUCAAGUUGUUGGGGACACCAACAAUAUGUUCAGACGAUAUCGAUUCAAGGUUAAUGAUAAACUAAAGGCUGGCUCAAACAGUAUCAAGAUUGAGGUAUACAAUCCCUACGCUUAUGCUCAAGAGCAAUACAAUAAAUUCAAGGGUCAAUAUGGUUACGAUAUGGUUCCUCAAUGUUUCCCUGAUGGUUCAGAUUAUGGUGAAUGUCAUGCUAGCUUUAUCCGAAAGAUGAUGUGGGGAUGGGGACCUGCUUUCCGUACCAGUGGUAUUUACUUGCCUGUUGAAAUUGAGAUUAUCGAAUCCACAAAUAAAUUGGAAAACUUCUGGACUACAAUUACAUCAUUAGAUGAAAAUAAAUGGUCUGUUGACUUGAGUUUAGCUUUAUCUCGACCAGAGUCUGGUAAACAAGUCAAUGUUGAAGUUACCCUUUCAACUAAUGAUCCCAACUACGAAAAGGAGUUGACUAUUUACAGUGGAUCCAUCAAUACUGAUUCAUCUACCGAUACUUAUCGUAUUUCUAGCAUUCCUGUUGAAAAAUCUCGUGUUGGUAAAUGGUGGCCAAAUGGAGCUACAUAUGUGCAAAACAAUCAAAUUGUAGCUCGACCUCGUACCUUGUACAAUGUUAAAGUUACUCUUAAGCCAUCAGAUGGAUCUAAGCAACAAUCAAUGGUAAAAAGAACUGGAUUCAGGGAAAUUAAAUUGAUCCAAGAGAUUCCAAAGGUAGAUGGAAAAGAUUACCCUGGACUUUCAUUCCGAUUCGAAGUAAAUGGAGAACCUUUCUAUAUCAAGGGAUCUAACUUCUACCCAACAUCAGUCCACACUGAGAAUGAAAACCGAGACAAGGAUUACGUUAAGAAGACUUUACAAGCCGCUGUUGACUCUCAACAAAACAUGCUUCGUAUCUGGGGUGGAGGAAUCUAUCAAACUGAUUACUUUUACGAUUUAGCUGAUGAAAUGGGUCUUCUUAUAUGGCAAGAUUUCAUGUUUGUUUGUGCUACUUAUCCUACUGAUCCAGAGUUUUUGGAUAAUGUUAAGGUUGAAGUUGAACAACAAGUUACCAGAUUGGCUCAUCAUCCAAGUAUUGCUAUCUGGUCUGGAAGCAACGAAAAUGAAUUGGCCAUUGGUACACAUUGGUGGUGGCCCAGAUUGGAAGAUAAAUACUCAACCUAUGUUGAAGACUUUAAGAAGUUGUACACAGAAACCAUAAAAACAAUUGUUUUUAAAUAUGACACCACUCGUCCAUAUGUUGUUUCAAGUCCAUCCAAUGGAGCUUUCACUGAACAAAAUGGAGGUUUCUCGAGUAACGCUGAUGAUCAUUUCUAUGGUGAUAUUCACUUCUAUUACCAUGAAGCUGAUGCUUGGGAACAAAAGAAUUACCCUGCUGCUCGAUUCAUCUCAGAAUUUGGUUUCGAAUCAUUGCCAUCUUAUGAAUCGUAUGCUACAUCAGUUCCCGAAUCCGAGCUUGUCUAUCCUUUCAGUGGAUGGUUAGAGCAUCGAGCUAGUGGUGAUCGUCUUAAGGAAAUUGAGACAAUGGUUGACUAUUAUAUGGGAAAACCAACUGAAACUGGUAAAAAUGGUUAUCUCAAGAUGACUUAUUUAUCUCAAAUUCUUCAAGCUGUUGCUAAUAAGCGUGAAAUGGAAUUUUUCCUUCGAAAUCGUGAAAUCAAUACUGCUGAUGGAUCUGGGUUUACUUGGGGUGCCAUGUAUUGGAUCUUCAAUGAUAUUUGGGUUGCUUCUGGUUGGUCAACCAUUGAAUUUGGAACUGCUAAAUGGAAGAUGGCUCAAUAUUUCCUCAGAGAUUCAUACAAGCCUGUAUUUGGACAACUUUAUACAGAAAAUGAUCAAUUGAAAGCUGUUAUUAAUAACGAUGUUUCUGGUAAAGUCAACGUUGCCGUUACUAUUAAUGUUCAUCAACUUGAUUCAUUCAACAAACAAACAAUUGCAGACCAAACUAAUGAUGUUGACAGUUUCAAAGCCACCGUGGUUUAUGAUAAAAAAUUGAGUGAAGCUGUUAGUUCUGAUUUGAAGAACUGUGUUGUUGAACUUAAAUACAACACUGUCCAAUCAUCAGUAGCUGAUUUCAAUUCUGGUGAAAAUUUCCUUCUAUUGGCCAAGCCCAAGGAAUUGAACCUUAAACAAAGUAACAUUAAGAUCAAUGAUGUUUCAAAAGACGACAGCGAUGCUGGCAAAAAAUCACUCAGCAGUUAUUCAAACAUUUAUAAAAUCAAUUUAUCCACCGAUUAUCCAGCUUUAUUCGUUUGGCUUGAUUUCAAGGUAGGAUCUGGAAUUGAUGGAGUCUUCUCAACUAAUGGAUUCAACAUGCUUGACUCAUCUAAAGAAGUAUUCUUUGGAACUAACAAACAAAUCUCGGUCGACGAUAUCAAAAACUUAUUGACUGUCACUCAUCUUAAAGAAAAUAUUAACUAAACUAUGAUUUUAUCGUUUUAUGUGUCUAUCCACCAUAAGGUGAACGAAAAGCAUGAUAUUAUCAUCUUGAGUCUUCAAUAAAAUUCAUUUGAAAAGUAAA